CUGAAAUCAGUUCACCUUCAAAGGCAGAAACUUUUCUUUGAGACGCCAUCAUCUAACGCCAACAUGAAGCGGCUACUGCUGCUCUGCCUGUGUGUCUACGCUGUGCGUUGUCAAGACGAUUAUGACGAAUAUGACCUGGGGGACAAAACAGAUCCCAAAAAAGUGGUAGACCCUCGCGGCCACCGUCCCUUGUCCAGAGGGAGUGAGACCUACUCCCCCGUCCGCAACAACCCCCCUCCCGUCAGCGGCGGCAGCCAAUACCGUGGGCGACCCACGGCGGCUCCCGCAAGAGGCGUGGCGGCGCAGGAGAAGGAUGAGCAACCGGAGGCUGGAGGGUGUACACAUGCCUCAGAACAAAUGGGGGUGCUGUGUCCUACCGGCUGUGAGCUGAAGACGGCCAUGCUGAAACAAGAGAGGAACGUGAAAGAGGAAGUGAAGAGGAUGCAGAAAGAUGUUGACGACCUGUCGAGAUCCUCUAACACCAUCUAUAACUACGUAGACGGCAUGUCCUCAGCGCUGAGAGAGAGACAACUAGUCAGCAAUGAGAAUGGUGACCUGGUGAGUCAGUACACGGACAGUCUGGAGUCCCAGCAUGCCUUUGCAAAGGAGGCCAUAGACACAGUCUUCCCUUCUAACAUUAGGAUUCUUCAAGGGGUCCUUGAGAAAAUCCGGUUGAAGAUUCAGAGAGUGGAGAAGGCUAUCCUGGCCCAGAGGGAAGAAUGCAAGGAGCCGUGCACUGUCUCCUGCCCCAUACCUGUUGUCUCUGGAAAGGAGUGUGAGGACAUCUUCAGGAAAGGAGGAAGGGAUUCUGGGAUGUAUCUGAUCCAGCCUGACUCCUUCUACCAGCCCUACAAGGUCUACUGUGACCAGACCACACAGAAAGGAGGCUGGACCACUAUCCAGAACAGGAAGGAUGGUUCUGUGGACUUUGGCCGGCGUUGGGACAACUACCGCAGUGGUUUCGGAAAUAUCGCCUUCGACGUCGGAAAGGGACAUUGCAACACUCCAGGGGAGUACUGGCUGGGUAACGACCGCAUCAGUCAGCUGACCAAGCAGGGACCCACUGAGGUCCUCAUGGAGAUGGAGGAUUGGUCCGGGAACAAGGUCCACGCCCAGUACCGAAAGUUUACUAUACAGGGCGAGACAUCCAACUACAUAUUGGCGAUCGAUGGGUAUUCAGGAACAGCCGGUAACGUGAUGCUGGACGGAGCUACGACGCUGUUUGGAGAGAACCGGACCAUGACCAUCCACAAUGGAAUGAUGUUCAGCACCUACGACAGAGACAACGAUAACUGGACCCCAGGUGACCCGUCCAAGCAGUGCUCCCGUGAGGACGGCGGUGGUUGGUGGUACAACAGGUGUCACUCAGCCAAUCCAAACGGCCGUUACUACUGGGGCGGUGCUUACACCCGGUACAUGGCAAAACACGGGACGGAUGACGGCAUGGUGUGGAUGAACUGGAAGGGAUCCUGGUACUCUCUCAAAGCCAUCUGCAUGAAGAUCAGGCCCUACUUCGCCUCGCGGUAGACACACACAGGGGGACACACAGACACACACACAGAGACACACACAGACACACCGAGAGACACAAAGAGACACACCGAGAGACACAGGAAGGGACCUUUAGCUGAAUCAGGUCAAAAACAAAGGUUUGCACCCCUUUCGGGUAACCAGGACAAUUCAACUCUGACCCUACGAGGUCUGUAGCUGACUUUCUGUUCUACCUGAUAAUUAACUGCACCCACCUGGUAGUCCCAGGUCUAAAUCAGCCCCUGAUUUAGAGGGAAACACCUGGUGGUCCCAGGUCUAAAUCAGCCCCUGAUUUAGACGGGAACACCUGGUAGUCCCAGGUCUAAAUCAGCCCCUGAUUUAGACGGGAACACCUGGUAGUCCCAGGUCUAAAUCAGCCCCUGAUUUAGAGGGGAACACCUGGUAGUCCCAGGUCUAAAUCAGCCCCUGAUUUAGAGGGGAAACCUGGUAGUCCCAGGUCUAAAUCAGCCCCUGAUUUAGACGGGAACACCUGGUAGUCCCAGGUCUAAAUCAGCCCCUGAUUUAGAGCGGAACACUGAAAACAAGGUACUGGCUUGGAGGUUCUCUAUGUUCGUACUGUAUGUGAGAGCCAACAGAGAGCAGCACUCAGUUUCCCCCAAUGUGUCAUAAUCAUAAUCUGAUCUAAAUCUCUGAAACACUAAAGGAAACGUAUAAUGACUUCAAUAGGGGCUUUGUUUUAAAGACACUACAGAGGAACAAAUGGUGCAUGACGCAAGAGGAAAAGAGAGAAAAAGGAUGUUGUUGUUUCAAACCUGAACCUGAUAUCUUAAUUAUUAUUUUUUUUAUAAGGUUGAACAAAGAAAAGUCAAGUAAAAAGAGGAGUUUAAAUGAAGAUUAAAAAAAAAAACAGAUGUUUUUUCGCUGUGUGAUGUGAUGAUGUGUGUGUGAUUGUCCCUUACGUUACUCAAUAAAAACAUAUGUGUUGUCGCUGUGUGAUGUGAUGAUGUGUGAUUGUCCCUUACGUUACUCAAUAAAAACAUAUUGUGGAACUCA
Messenger RNA from Oncorhynchus kisutch (coho salmon), 2544 nucleotides. Its product is annotated as fibrinogen beta chain. The record is from RefSeq and is a predicted model, not a curated record. Gene Ontology annotation, cellular component: fibrinogen complex. Gene Ontology annotation, molecular function: protein-macromolecule adaptor activity; extracellular matrix structural constituent; signaling receptor binding. The transcript is spliced from 11 exons. Lineage: Eukaryota; Metazoa; Chordata; Actinopteri; Salmoniformes; Salmonidae. The coding region runs from base 64 to 1527 and encodes 487 amino acids. Gene Ontology annotation, biological process: platelet aggregation; blood coagulation; platelet activation.